UUGACAGCUCAGGCCGAGGAGAAGGAGCAGGUGUCGCGAGAGUUGGCGCGCCGCCUGGUGCGGGCUGUCAUUAUGGCGAGCCUGGGAAGCGAGGCCGAGCGGGAGCCUCUCCUGGGCCCGGGCUCCCCCGGAAGCAGGAAUCAAAUAGAAGACCCUGACUUUACCCCACAAACCUAUGAACACCCGAUUUUCGAUAAAGGAGCUAAAAGUAUACAAUGGAAAAAAGAGCAUUUUCAACAAAUUGUGCUGGCAAAACUGGAUGUCAAUCUGUAGAAGAAUGAAAAUAGAUCCAUAUCUAUCACCAUGCACAAAAAUCAAGUCCAAAUGGAUUAAAGACCUCAAUAUUAGUCCGAACACACUGAACCUGAUAGAAGAGAAAGUGGGAAGUACUCUACAACACAUGGGCACAGGAGACCACUUCCUACGUAUAACCCCAGCAGCACAGACACUAAGGGCAUCAUUGAAUAAAUGGAACCUCCUGAGACUGAGAAGCUUCUGUAAAGCAAAGGACACUGUCACCAAGACAAAAAGGCAACCCACUGACUGGGAGAAGAUCUUCACCAACCCCGCAACUGACAAAGGUCUGAUCUCCAAAAUAUAUAAAGAACUCAAGAAACUAGACUGUAAAAGGCUAAUCAACCCAAUUAUAAAAUGGGGUACCGAGCUGAACGGAAAAUUCUCAACAGAAGAAGUUCAAAUGGCCAAAAGACACUAAGAUCAUGCUCAACUUCCUUAGCGAUCAGGGAAAUGCAAAUCAAGACAACUUUAAGAUACCAUCUUACACCUGUCAGAAUGGUUAAAAUAAAAAACACCAAUGAUAGCCUUUGCUGGAGAGGUGGUGGAGAAAGGGGUACACUCAUCCAUUGCUGGUGGGAAUGCAAACUUGUGCAACCACUUUGGAAAGCAAUAUGGCGGUAUCUCAGGAAAUUCGGGAUCAACCUACCCUUGGACCCAGCAAUACCACUCUUGGGAAUAUACCCAAGAGAUGCCCUAUCAUACAAAAAAGUAUAUGCUCAACUAUGUUCAUAGCAGCAUUGUUUGUAUAGCCAGAACCUGGAAACAACCUAGAUGCCCUUCAAUGGAAGAAUGGAUGAAGAAAGUAUGGAGUAUAUACAUAUUAGAGUACUACUCAGCAGUAAAAAAACAAUGACUUCUUGAAUUUUGCAUACAAAUGGAUGGAAAUAGAAAACACUAUCCUGAGUGAGGAAAUGUGGCUGUUGUCCGAUCAUACAUUGCUGGUGCCACUUCCCUUCAGGAAAGAACAAGUGCCAUGGCCAAUACGAGCAUGUGCCAAGCCUUGGGCUUCAUUUUGGGUCCAGAACACCCAGUUUGAAAAAAGCCAAGAUGGCUUUGUGACGUAGCUCCGCCUGAGGAAAAGCUGAGGCGCAUUCUCCAUCUGCCCUCUUUCGCCACGGCCGUGGGAAUGGAUACAUCUGCCCACGUGCGGAAGGUCAGCAGGCCAUGACAACGACCACAACCAUCACCACCGUAACCGCAAAGCGCUCUAUCUCCUGCCCUACUGACCCUCUGCGGCUGUCCUCUCGCACCUCGCAGCUCACAGAGAUGGCCACGAACAGUCAAGAGCACAUUGACGCUUAUGAGGCAUUGGAUCUUACAGAAUUUGGCAAAAACCAGCCGUGGUGGCGCAAACUUUUUGGGCAGGAGACACGGUCUGCGGGAGAGAAGUACAGUGUGGCAACCCAGCUCCUGGUUGGCGGCAUCACGGGCUGGUGCACUGGCUUCAUAUUCCAGAAAGUUGGAAAGCUAGCUGCCACAGCGGUGGGAGGGGGCUUUUUUCUACUUCAGCUCGCAAAUCAUACUGGCUACAUCAAAGUUGACUGGAAUCGCGUAGAGAAGGACAUGAAAAAGGCCAAGGAACAACUGAAGAUUCGGAAGAGCGCCCAAAUACCAACUGAGGUCAAGAGCAAACCUGAGGAGUUGGUUUCGUUCGUAAAGCAGAAUGUAUUAGUAACUGGAGGAUUUUUUGGAGGCUUUCUGCUCGGUAUGGCAUCCUAAAGGGGUAUCACUCCACUACCACGGUUCAGCAGCCUCUAUAUAUCAUCGUAGAAAAAUCCAGAGGCUUUCCACUUCCUCUUCAUGCCUGCCCUCCUCCCUGUUGUAAAUCUGCCCAUGCAAAUUAACACAGGUCCUCCCAUGGGCUUGACAAGCCACAGGGCAGCGCACUCUCCAUCUGGAGGUCAACAGGAAUGGGCCUUCCCCCGUGUGUAAAACCUGCCCCAAACCAUCUUUAAGAUCUGUCCCUAACAGUCGAGCUGGAAGAGCGCUAUGUGGAAAGGAACUGAACGUGUCUGACUUUGAGCAUGGGAAGAAAGUAAAGCAGGGGAAGUUGUGGGAGUACCACCCGCUAGUCAGCUGCUUUAGGGGACAGUCUCCUUACAGACUUUACAAGUAGACUGGUGCUUUCUUUUCCUCUGGACACUUCUCCAGUAAGCUGUAAUUAUAGCUAUCUUAGUUUGGAACUCAGAAGUGUGACUCUCUUCAAAAAGGGCCAUAAUCUAAAUCCCUGAAAGCUUAACUAAGUCCUGUUUGCUUUUCUUUUUUUGGGGGAAGGGGUAGGGUAGGGUAGGCCUAGGGCCUUGCUCCUACUACUUGUACUAGGCCAAGGGCUGCCACUGAGCUAUAUUCCCAGGCUUUUGGGUAUUUUUCAUUUUGAGAGGUCUCACUAAAUUGCUCUCGCUGACCUGGAACUUGACAUUCUUAUGUCUCAGCUUCCUGUGGAGGUGGGAUUACAGGUCCAAGUCACAGGGAACAGCUUCCCCAAGACCUUAAGAAAGAACUGAAGAAUACAUCUCCGAGUCUACUUUGCCUCUUCUCAAUCUUCUCAUUUGCCUUUCCCCCCAGGAUUAGUAUGCCAUAACCCAUCUAGCUGGGCUCUCUACUUCAGGGCCUCGACUACUUCAAUCAAACGUCAGCUGGGGGAAAUUUUCAACUAGACGCUUCAAGAAGAACAAUCUGCUUUCGGGCCUAGGUCUGGGGUACAUUUUCUAUAUUUGCAACUGUAGGAUUGAUUCACAUUUUGUGCUUUGUCAACCAGAGGACCAGCUCAGCUCUGGGAGGCCAUCCACACAGUUGAUCUCACACGGACUUUGCUCUCGCCAUACAAAUCAGAAACAGCACUGACUUCUUUUCUUCAUGACCAGGUGGAGAGAGAGACGGCCUCUGGGGUCAACACCUCUGCAGAAAGGGCAACUGUGUGAGUGCAAUCAGUGUUUCCACUGCCUGUUGAUCAGAAGGUAAAAAUCAUGGGUUCUGCCCAAACUCAACACUGUGAGCAUCGGAAAACAAUGAUCUUAAGGAUUACCUUGGAAACUGUAUGCUAUACAGGAAGAAGAAACGGUUACUUCUCUGUCUUUGAGUAUGUCUGAGUUUCCAUCUUUAAUACCAGGAUUAGAUCUUCAUAUUUCUACCAAUGUGGGGGGGGGACCCUAUUAAAUCCACAAGCUCCGUAGACCUGAGAAAAACCAUUUGUUUAUAAGCCAAUUGGGUCUUUACAGUUUAAAUUAUGUUUAUAUUCUUCCAUUCACUUUAAACUCUUUCUUAAAAAACAAC
Molecule: messenger RNA, 3570 nt
Organism: Chionomys nivalis (European snow vole)
Lineage: Eukaryota; Metazoa; Chordata; Mammalia; Rodentia; Cricetidae
Product: FUN14 domain-containing protein 2-like
Exons: 4
Coding region: 1462-2016 (184 amino acids)
Biological process (GO): autophagy of mitochondrion
Cellular component (GO): mitochondrial outer membrane
Source: RefSeq, a predicted model, not a curated record